Messenger RNA from Calypte anna (Anna's hummingbird), 2698 nucleotides. It is a transcript of the gene ZNF143, whose product is annotated as zinc finger protein 143. Gene Ontology annotation, molecular function: RNA polymerase II cis-regulatory region sequence-specific DNA binding; DNA-binding transcription factor activity, RNA polymerase II-specific. NCBI's taxonomy places the organism in Eukaryota, Metazoa, Chordata, Aves, Apodiformes, Trochilidae. The transcript has 16 exons. The record is from RefSeq and is a predicted model, not a curated record. Gene Ontology annotation, cellular component: PcG protein complex; transcription regulator complex; nucleus. Bases 114 to 2039 code for a protein of 641 amino acids. Gene Ontology annotation, biological process: regulation of transcription by RNA polymerase II; central nervous system development.
CGCACUGCUCGGGGCGGCGCUGAGGCGGGCGGGCGCUGAGGCGGCCGUUUCCUGUCCUGGUGCAUGGUGGUCGGACGGAGGAAUUGUUGGAAAAUUUCUCGGCGAGGUAGACAAUGUUAUUAGCUCAGAUAAAUCGAGACUCUCAAGGAAUGGCUGAGUUUUCUGGAGGAGGAAUGGAGGCCCAACAUGUGACUCUUUGUUUAACAGAAGCUGUAGCUGUGCAAGGUGAACCUUCAGAUGGUGACAACUUAGAAAACAUGGAAGGUGUAAGUUUGCAAGCAGUUACACUUGCUGAUGGCUCCACUGCUUACAUACAGCAUAAUUCUAAAGAUGGUAAACUAAUGGAUGGUCAAGUGAUUCAAUUAGAAGAUGGUUCUGCUGCUUAUGUUCAACAUGUACCCAUGCCUAAAAGCAGGGAUAGCUUACGUCUGGAAGAUGGACAAGCAGUUCAGCUGGAAGAUGGAACUACGGCAUUUAUUCAUCAUACCUCAAAAGACAGUUAUGACCAGAGUGCAUUACAAGCAGUCCAGCUGGAAGAUGGAACUACUGCCUACAUUCACCACACGGUGCAGAUGCCACAGUCAGAUACCAUUUUAGCCAUUCAGGCUGAUGGUACAGUGGCAGGUCUUCAUACAGGAGAUGCUGCCAUUGACCCAGAUACCAUCAGUGCUUUGGAACAAUAUGCAGCCAAGGUGUCUAUUGAUGGAAAUGACAGUGUUAGUGCUACAGGAAUGAUAGGUGAAAACGAGCAAGACAAAAAAAUGCAGAUUGUUCUGCAAGGACAUGGAACACGAGUGACUGCAAAGUCUCAGCAGAGUGGAGAGAAAGCCUUUCGCUGUGAUUACGAUGGCUGUGGAAAACUGUACACAACAGCUCACCAUCUUAAGGUCCAUGAAAGGUCACACACUGGAGACAGACCAUAUCAGUGUGAACAUCCUGGAUGUGGAAAAGCAUUUGCAACAGGGUAUGGGUUAAAAAGCCAUGUCCGAACACACACUGGUGAAAAGCCUUAUCGGUGCACUGAAGAAAAUUGCACCAAAUCAUUCAAGACUUCAGGAGACCUGCAGAAACAUAUCCGAACCCACACAGGUGAAAGGCCCUUUAAGUGUCCAUUUGAAGGAUGUGGCAGGUCAUUCACAACAUCUAAUAUCAGAAAGGUUCACAUCAGGACACAUACAGGCGAAAGGCCUUAUUACUGUACAGAGCCAGGAUGUGGGAGAGCUUUUGCCAGUGCAACUAAUUAUAAGAAUCAUGUGAGAAUACACACAGGAGAGAAGCCCUAUGUCUGCACAGUUCCUGGUUGUGAUAAACGUUUUACAGAGUAUUCCAGUUUAUACAAACAUCAUGUUGUACAUAGUCAUUCCAAACCAUAUAACUGUAAUCACUGUGGGAAAACCUACAAGCAGAUUUCUACACUUGCUAUGCACAAGAGGACAGCACACAAUGAUACAGAGCCCAUUGAAGAAGAACAAGAGGCAUUUUUUGAGCCACCUCCAGGUCAAGGUGAAGAUGUUCUCAAAGGCUCCCAGAUAACCUAUGUCACAGGAGUAGAGGGAGAAGAUGUAAUUGCUGCACAGGUUGCUACAGUGACUCAGUCAGGAUUAGGUCAACAAGUAGCACUAAUAUCCCAGGAUGGAACCCAACAUGUCAACAUAUCCCAGGCAGAUAUGCAGGCCAUUGGCAAUACUAUCACUAUGGUAACACAAGAUGGCACCACCAUCACGGUCCCUGCCCACGAUGCUGUCAUUUCCUCUGCAGGAACACAUUCUGUAGCAAUGGUUACUGCAGAAGGCACUGAAGGACAGCAGGUUGCUAUUGUGGCUCAAGACUUAGCAGCAUUUCACAGUGCCUCAUCAGAAAUGGGACAUCAGCAACAUGGGCACCAUUUAGUGACUACAGAAACUAGACCUGUUACAUUGUUGGCUACAUCCAAUGGAACACAAAUUGCAGUACAGCUUGGAGAACAACAGUCUCUGGAAGAAGCCAUCAGAAUAGCCUCCAGAAUACAACAGGGUGAAACACCAGGGAUUGAUGAUUAACUUCUGAAACUGCUACCAGAACAAUAGAGUUAAAGGUAUUUUAUUUUCAAUCAACAAAGGUCCAUGCCAGCAGCAAUCCUUAAAAACUUUGAAGUUCCCCACUCACAGACCCUGUGUACACGUUUUAUGCAAGAGCGAAGAACACUUUGUAAGUUUUGUGUACAUAACCCUUGGAAUGGACUGACAUCAUCUACUUCCAACUGUUGCAUAUUCAGGAAUAUGGAAUUAGGAUUAUAUAGUACAUGUCCUUGUUAUCCUUUUAUCAGAUUUCAGACUGGUCUACAAGCAAGUGAAAAAUUAAAUAGAAGCAUUGGAAUUAAUUUUUAAUGUCAUGUACAAAUAAUGAAGGCAUUACUGAAGAGUUCAGAUGCUUAAAAUACUACUAAAAUCAUAAUUUCAGGAACCACAAGUAAUGAAGAUGACAAAGCCGUUUAAAUUGCAUUCCAUAAAUGGAAAAGUCUUGGAUUUUGAGCCUACUGUAAAUUUUCGUACUUUGAUUUGUUUCAUACAUAUUGGAAUACUCCUUAGAUUUUCCACCCCAUCUCAUUCAUUGUAAAUACAGACACUUAAUGCAGGAAGUGCUAAUUAUAUUAUCUUUAAAUUGGAUUAUGUACAAAGGAGAAACUUUGGUUGUUCAAUAUUAAAGGAAGUAAAUCUAA